This is a messenger RNA of Hyaloscypha bicolor E, 1551 nucleotides long. RefSeq names its product ankyrin. Gene Ontology annotation, molecular function: protein binding. NCBI's taxonomy places the organism in Eukaryota, Fungi, Ascomycota, Leotiomycetes, Helotiales, Hyaloscyphaceae. The transcript is spliced from 3 exons. The coding region runs from base 50 to 1378 and encodes 442 amino acids. The record is from RefSeq and is a predicted model, not a curated record.
AAAGAAAGAAAAAAUUCGGAACUAAAUUAUAUUCACUACUUCUCCCACAAUGCUCUUCCAGGAUCUUCCAGCCGAACUCCUCCAAAAAAUCUUGGUUCAAGCAAUCCUCGCCCGUGGAGUUAAGAGAGGUCUAAGACUAAGACUUGUAUGCAAGUUAUUCUCGCACAAGAUCCAGCCUGCACUCUUUGAGUCGCGACUUCUAGACGACUUCUACGUAGAGGCCGUUGCGCCGAACUGGUAUAUCCAGAACAACCAUGGCGCCAGUGCGUUCUUUCACUCCUAUCUUGUAUACAGAGUCCAGAACGAGACUAGCCCUCACCAGCGUCGCUUUCUCAACAUCUACCAAGUCUCGGAGCGUGUAUGUGAAGAAAGCAGCGCCAACGCCAACCUAGUGACUACGAUAGAGACGCUCUGCUGGCCUGCGUUGCACGAAGCAAUGAAACCUUCUACAAAUACCAAAAUAGAGAAGGACCCGUUAAGUCCAGGACUGGACCUCCUAUGUGCUGCAGCAUAUCUAAAUCUUAUCCCUCUCGCUAAGAGAUUGCUCCAAGAAGGCCAUCGACCCACGUGUGAGAGCCACCUUUUCUCCUCGCCCAUGCGACUUGCUGCGUGGGCAGGGAACGCUGAUAUGAUGAAAUUAUUCCAAGAGAACUUGCCUGAGUAUGAUGAGAAAGGGCUACGAGAUUCGCUGAUGGGAGUUGCAAUUCGGGGAGAUAUAAAGCUGGCCCGUCUUGCUACAUAUCCUCCCUCGCGCGCUACGCCAGAUAGUACUGAUAUUGCCGGCCAGCAAUUUGGAAAUAUGGAUCGCCAGGAGAGUGCGGGCAAUGCGCUGAGCUGUGCCCAAUGGUCUACGAGGGAUAUUGAGGUGUACCAGUACUUCGAGAGUUUCUUCGCAAAGCCCGACGAGCUAAAUUUUAAUCUAACGAAACAUGCUCGGCUAGGCAAUCUCGAAAUGACGCGGUAUCUCCUCGAUGAAGGCGCAGAUAUUAGGGGUACGAUGGGUCGUUGGGGGAAUCCUCUAUGUUGCGCGUGUCGUGGAUGCCAUGAAGAUAUCGUCGGCCUCCUGCUUGAGAGAGGGGCCAACCCGAAUUACGGCGGCGAUGAGGAAAGAGUACAGGGUAGGAACCCGAUUGUUACCGCAGCAAAAGCAGGUAGCCUGGCUAUUGUUCGUAAGCUCAUUGAUCAUGGUGUCGACUUGAGCCUCCCCAGGCAAGGCUACUCGGCGCUGAGAGCGGCGGUGCUCCUCGAGCAUACGGCUAUGGUGAAGUUGUUACUGGAGCGAGGUGUUGGUUUAGAAAAGAAGGAACGAUUAUUAGAAUUAGCAAGGUCUAAGGGCCUUGAUUCGAUGAUUGAGGUGCUACAGGAAGAGGGGACAUAGUGUAAAAGUAUAACCUUAAGGAGACGAUCGAAGAGAAAGAAGGGAAGAGGCUUUCGAGGAUUAUAAAACGGGAAAUAGAAGUCGAUAAGGCAGGGGCAUCUCAAUGCAAAGACACUUUUAAAUUGCUGUACUACAGUCGGUCCGACCCAAACACGACAAAAAAAAAUAAAAAC